AUGAAGUUCAUAAAUCUCCUUUCUGCUGUGGCAGCCUCCGCCAGUCUUGCCAGUGCCCAAAAAGCCGUCGCAGACACUGAAAUCCCCGCGGGAGCGCGCAUUGAGCCUAGAUUGGAGACUCAAGAGAUCAUCGAUGGCGCCCAACGGACGACCAUAAACUAUGGCCCGUACCAGAUCCCUCCGAAUGGCAUGCUAUCUAAGCCUACGCUCAGGGCCGAGACUCCUUGCAAGGAUUGUUUCGUCACUGCUAUCCAAGCCAAUAUCCUGUACCUAGAUGGCAAAGUUGCCAACGUCAACACAGGGGCGUGGCUGCACCACAUGGUAAUAACCUCCGGAAUUUCGCCGAUUUUCGCCUCUGGUAACGAGCGAACUCCUCUUCGUGUGAACGGGAAAUAUAAAUAUGGUAUCGAGUUGGAUGCCAGGUCCAGCUUCAUGUUUAUCACCGAUCUCAUGAGCCUGAGCUCCGAAACCCAGACAGUCAAUAUGGCUAUCACCUAUGAAUGGAUUCCCAAAGCCCGGGCUACAGGCUACAGGGACGUCUACAUGAAAUGGAACGACGUUGGUCAACCGAACGCCAGAGAAGGACAAUACAGCUUCAAGUCAAGAGAAUCCGCAGUCACCGUGUCCGGACGUCUUCUUUACACCAAUGGUCAUGUGCAUGACGGUGGCACGCACACGAUUCUUUACGUCGAUGGCAAGGAGGCGUGCAAAUCCGUAAUGUUGUACGGCCGCCGCCCCGGGUUCUCGGAGGCUGGUUCUGAAGGUGCUGGAGCAACCGAGACCCCCGCCGCGGGCCAUGAUGCUGGUGCUCACGAACACCGUCGCGAUCUCGUCGCUCGCCAAGGCCAUGGUGGGCAUGCCGGUUCACUUCAUAUCUCCGAUUCCUCGACCUGCGUUGACUUCGGCGAUGUCCGCUCGGGGCAGAAAAUGCACGUCGAAGCGUUCUAUGAUUCAGAUAAAUACCCGUUGAUGGAGCACAACGGCGAGAAGGAGAAGCUGAUGGGAAUCAUGCGUGUAUAUGUUGGCAGCUGA
Eremomyces bilateralis CBS 781.70 is the source of this 1032-nucleotide messenger RNA. RefSeq lists its product as uncharacterized. Bases 1 to 1032 code for a protein of 343 amino acids. The record is from RefSeq and is a predicted model, not a curated record. NCBI's taxonomy places the organism in Eukaryota, Fungi, Ascomycota, Dothideomycetes, Eremomycetales, Eremomycetaceae. The transcript has 5 exons.